Molecule: messenger RNA, 1688 nt
Organism: Prorocentrum cordatum
Lineage: Eukaryota; Dinophyceae; Prorocentrales; Prorocentraceae
Source: the annotation of a GenBank genome assembly
UUCGGGACUGCGUGCAGACGUCUCCUUCGUUUUGCUCUUCCCCUCAGGCACGCGUGAGCUGCACCGGAUCUGGAAUCCGUGGCCCGUGGCCCGAAGUCUGGGACAGGGAGGCGGAGGACGAGAAGGAGGAGAAGGAGGAAGAAAAACAUAGGAGGAGGACGAGGAGGAGGAGGAGGAGAAGGAGGAGGCGAGGAAGAGGAGGACGAGGAGGAGAAGGACGAGGGGGAAGGUGGAAAAAGAUGGGAUCCCGUGCGGGCGCGGAAAAACGCAUCGGGCGGCACUACGACCACUUCGCGGUAGAGCUACGGGCGCUCAUGUUCUCAAGCAUCGACUGCACGACUGCGAGGUCCACCGCCCUUGCGGGCUGCUUCAGCAAAGCAGCGCCCUGCAACAAUUCCUCCAGAGAGAUCAGCCCAUCUCCAUCCUGGUCCAGUAUGUCGAAUACCUUAUCUACGUCGGACAGGUUCAAGCCCAUGGCGCCCAGCCAUUCUCCCACCUGCUUAUUUUCCAAGACCCUCCUGAGCUCGCCAGGGUCCACCAGCCCAUCAUCGUUCUCAUCUGCCUGGUAGAAAAAUUCAGUCAACUUCGAGCGCUCCGCCUUCGCCGCUCUCCUGACCUCAUUCAGCAUGAUACUAUCGUCGAGAGCCGCGACUUUGAACGUUUCGUUCAGGAACACGCCCGAGAUUACUUCGAUCACCGCAAACCCGAAUACCAGCUGAUGGCAGAUGCCGAAUAGCAUAAACAGCUCGUUGAAUCCUGUGAGAAUUCGCGUGACCACAAACCAGUUGCCCAGCAGCAUCUCAAUCAUUGACAACAACGCUUUGCUGAACGUGCCAAAAUACUCGUAGAGCAUCUCCCUGUCUUCGAGGUCAUAGUCCUCAGCCUCCCAAUAAUCCUUCGUAAGAAGGUUGAGUGCCAAAGCUAACAUCAUCUCGCCUAAUAACACCACAGCGCUCGCCCACCCGAGGGCCGACACACUGCCUCUGAUCGACUGCAGCAUCAGGUAGAGCGACCCGAAACCUUUGAUUGACUUCACAACCGAAGAAAUCGCAACAGCCGCGCCAUCCGUGCCAAGCGGAUCAAGGUCGGCGGGAAUGGAAGGUCGCUCGAGAGAGCCUCGAUCCAAAAGAAGAUUACUACGAGGGCGUCGAUCGCACUCCAGGAGUCCUUCAGGAACUUCUCUGGUAUGGCUAUCAACUUGAGCGCGAGCUCGGCUGUAAACAAGACGCCGUAGAACCACUCGAGCACAACGAAAACACGUUCGGCCCCUGGCCAGGCUUUGUCGGCGGGCUCCGUCAUGCGCGGCGCCACCCCGAAGUGGUAGCCCGAUUCCAUGCCCUGGUACUGAGCCUCGGCCGCGAUGCAGAGCGCGUUUAGCAAGAUGACGACGGCCAUGGUUCGAGCCGGUGCUGGUGACCACCCUCGCGAGCCCGUGGGUCUUCUCCUCAUUACCGCCCCACAGUGACCGGUGGACGGCGCGUCGCCCUCGCCCGAUUGAGGGGCAACGAUAGAAGGGAACUGGCAUAACUAGGGGGGGAACAUCGACCUGUAAUCGGCGAUACAUCGCCGAUAGAUCGGCGGUAGGCCCCCGAUAGUGAAUCCGCACGUUCCUGGGCAGGCUGGGGCGAUCGGGCCCAUAUCGGCGAUCAAAGAAUAAUUGGGGGUCGAUGCAUCCUCGGGGGCGGCCA